GCUGAGAAUGUGAAGCUAAGGCAGGCUAUAGAAGAAAAUACAAAGCGCGAUGCUAGAGUUAAGGAACUAGAUCAAAAGAAUAUAGAGCUUGAGACCAGACUCGCUAUAUUAGAGCAGGGAGGAAAAGAAAAAGUUAUUUAUACAAAAGAUGUUUCGCAAUCUCUGGUAAAUUUCAACGAUACUCCAGAUGCGAUAGCAUCCUCACUCUGUGAGUCAUCUGAUAUAUCUGAUAUUACUUCAAAUUCUGAUGAUAUAGACUUACAAACUGAGAAUGCUCCAGCAUCGGAUAUAACUGAUAAUACUUCAGAUUCUGAUGUCGCUCCUGAACGAAUAGAAAAUAGUUCCGAUUCUAAUCCAUACCAGGAAAAGGAUAGCCAAUCUUCCACAUCUCUUAUUUCUACGGAAGACAAAAGGAUUAAGGAGAAAAAACUUCGAGGUCAAGACUUAUCUUCAGUAGAAUCAGAAAAAACAGUUAAUAAAAUUCACGAUCAAAGCCUUUACGAAUCCUCGACAUUAUCUAAACCAUCUAUUAAUUCUGAUUCUACAGAUCCAUUCGAAUGUAAUGAUGAUCUUUCUCAACCUAAUAAAAACAAGAGCUAUCUGCCUCUCCAACCUCCAGAAAAAAUAUAA
Messenger RNA from Ambispora gerdemannii, 630 nucleotides. The record is from the annotation of a GenBank genome assembly. NCBI's taxonomy places the organism in Eukaryota, Fungi, Glomeromycota, Glomeromycetes, Archaeosporales, Ambisporaceae.